CUUCAACCAUCAACCUUUGAAGAUAGAUGCUGCGGUUCCUGCGAACUCGGGCGCUGCCGCCUGUGCAUGCGCACCUGUCGUUCUCGACGAAAAGCCCUCCCACGCUGCCAGAACGCGCGCGCAUUGCCCUUGUUGGUCGAACGAAUAUUGGCAAGUCCACGCUCUUCAACCGCUUGACCAAGACGCGAGGGGCCAUCGUCCACAACGUGCCUGGGACGACCCGCGAUCGCCGCUUUGCAGUGGGUUACUUGGCCGGGUUGGACUUUGACGUCAUCGACACUGGUGGGCUUGCCGACGCUCCGUCGGGCAGCUUGGAACGCGGCAUGUUGAGCCAAACCGAGCGUGCGCUGCAUGAAGCAGAUCUCAUCUUGUUCUUGAUCGAUGGCCGUGAAGGCGUCACUGAAAUCGACAAGCACUUCGCUCGAUGGCUGCGAAAAGCUGACCCGCAGGCGCCAAUCCAGCUAGUUGCUAACAAACUGGAAGGUGAUGCCACGCAGUGGCUGAGCAACAUCCACGACUCGUUUCAACUGGGGAUGGGGGAGCCGCUGGUCAUCUCGGCAGAGCAUGGCGAGGGGCUAACGGACCUCGUCCCACUGCUCGUUCCAUUGGUCGAAGGACAUGCGGAGGCAUUGGCGGUGCAAAAAGCCGCGCUCGCCGCGGAACUUCCUGCGGGCGACACCAUGGACGAGCUCGAGAAUCCUCGAUCCAUCAAGCUGGCAAUCGUGGGGCGCCCGAAUGUGGGCAAGUCGACGCUGCUCAACAAGAUUGUUCGGGACGAUCGUGUCCUCACUGGGCCAGAGCCUGGUGUGACGCGGGAUGCCGUUGAAGUAAAGUGGGCGUUUCACAAUCGAGAAAUCACCCUCGUGGACACGGCCGGCAUUCGCAAAUUCAGCAAGCGCGACCACUCAAACCAAAUCGAAAACCUCUCGGUGCGCGACACCUACGACGCCAUCAGCUCGGCCCAAGUCGUGUGUGUGGUUGUUGACGUGAGCGAAAAGCAGCUGAUUCACUUGGACUUGACCAUCGCCCAGCGGGUGCUGGACGAAGGCCGCGCGUUGGUGCUCGUGGCCAACAAGGCUGACUUGGUGGACGACGCCCAAGCUGAGAUCGAGCGCAUCCGCGGCGAAUUGGAUGGGUCGUUGGCCCAAGUCCGGGGCGUGCCGAUUGUGUCUAUUUCAGCGCUGGAAGGCAAGGGCAUUCGCAACAUUUUGCCCGAAGUGGUCGCGGCGCACGAUCGGUGGGACUUGCGGGUGACCACGGGUCGCCUGAACCGAUGGAUGGCGGCGAUGGACCGGCACCACCCACCGCCGACGGUCAAGGGCAAGACGCUCAAAGUCAAGUACAUCACCCAGGUCAAGGCGCGUCCGCCGACGUUUGCGCUGUUCGUCAACAAGGCCGACGACGUGCCGGAAUCGUAUCGUCGGUUCGUUUUCGUUCGUUCGUUCGUUCGUACGGUGACCGUUCUUCGGUAUAUGUAGCUUUUUGCUCAACCAACUUCGCACCGAGUUCGACAUGACAGGCGUCCCCGCGCGGUUGCUGCUUCGCGGCAGCGAAGACAACCCGUACAAACGAGGGUACUCGCGCGCCAAGCCCACGACCACCACGCGAAGCACGUCCAAACCCGUCGCGUUUGGCGGUCGCAACACAUCGCCGAAAGCGGCCGUUCCGGCGGCGACCGGCAAGCUCAAGGCGGUCCCUGCGCCCUGGACCGGCAAGAAAGUGCCGACGGCCAAGGCCAAGGUGGUUGUACGGGGCACCCGCAAGAACAAGACGUCGGGGUUCCGGGGUCCGUCGUCGGGAGCCAAACCCAAAAACGGCCGUGGCGCCGCUUCUCGCCCAUCUUCCCGUCGCGAACCGACCAAGAAACCGUCGUCGGCCGCCCGAGGAAGCAGCUCUGGCGGACGGCGUCCCGCGGAGGCGUCGUCGUCCAAGGGUCGUAGUAGUUCGUCGUCAAGGCCAUCGUCGAAACCCUCGGGAGGCGGGGGCAAGCAGAAGGGUAAGUCGUCCGGCCGCCACAAGACCGAACGCACCAAGCUGCGCGACCCAUCGGCCAAGAAGGCGUCGCGAUGGAGUGACAAGCAAAAGGAAAAUGCCAAGCGCCACAACGGCACGCGUAAACCUCGCACUGGGUAGCCGACCUUCCACAACCAGGAGGGAGUAAACCUGGAAUCGUACCAUCGACACGCGUCUGUUAGGGACUAAGGUGUCAACAACAGCGAUACAUGUACUGUACCUAGGUCGGUGGGGAUUCAUAUAUCUUUCCUGCGGAGAACUUCCUUACGAUCCUGUACAGGAAAGCACAUGUCUAAUCCAGGGGAUGUUCAUUCCGAUGUCCAUGCACGGAAGUGCUGCUACGGCAACAUAGGUACACAUGCAACGUCAACGUUGUCCUCCCAUUCGGGUCACAUGUAGUAGUUGCACGCGUCCUUACCUCGUGCCUUCGUUCACGGCGCGUCCGGCGUCGUGACUACCCAGCAUCGCGAGGAAGUGUCCCUCACUUCCAUCGAAUCUCCGUGGAUUUGUG
This is a messenger RNA of Aphanomyces astaci, 2524 nucleotides long. Its product is annotated as ribosome-associated GTPase EngA, variant. The transcript has 12 exons. The coding region runs from base 27 to 1478 and encodes 483 amino acids. Gene Ontology annotation, molecular function: GTP binding. The record is from RefSeq and is a predicted model, not a curated record. NCBI's taxonomy places the organism in Eukaryota, Oomycota, Saprolegniomycetes, Saprolegniales, Verrucalvaceae.